Bactrocera tryoni is the source of this 1227-nucleotide messenger RNA. It is a transcript of the gene Bgb, whose product is annotated as protein big brother. Gene Ontology annotation, biological process: regulation of transcription by RNA polymerase II. The transcript has 2 exons. Gene Ontology annotation, cellular component: core-binding factor complex; nucleus. Lineage: Eukaryota; Metazoa; Arthropoda; Insecta; Diptera; Tephritidae. The coding region runs from base 186 to 827 and encodes 213 amino acids. The record is from RefSeq and is a predicted model, not a curated record. Gene Ontology annotation, molecular function: transcription coactivator activity; sequence-specific DNA binding.
CUAUGUGCAGCUAUAUUUUUGGAUUUAGAUGUGUGUUCCUAUAAAUAUUGAGUGCUGUUAAUUUUACUGUAUAAGAAUUAAAGUUUAAAUAAUCCAUCAUUAAAUAUCGGUCCGUAAAUUAAAAGCAGAUAGCACAAUAGUCGUAUAUAAUCAAAUAUAUAGAGAGUUAAAUCACUUUAUCGAAAAUGAAUGAAGCAGCAUUGGCCAGCAUGAUUUACAACGACCCCAUAGGCAUCUAUGAGCAGCCCAGGCCGCGUUUCAUAUUUAAAAUGCCGCGUGUUGUGCCCGACCAAAAGGCAAAAUUUGAAAGCGAUGAACUAUUCCGUCGCUUAAGCCGGGAGAGUGAAAUCCGUUAUACUGGGUAUCGCGAACGGGCUCAAGAAGAACGCCAAAUGCGUUUCCACAAUGGUUGUCGUGAGGGUCAUACUGAAAUCUCAUUUGUGGCAUCGGGUACGAAUCUACAACUGGUUUUUAACGCAACCCAAAACCCAUAUUUACAUGAUAAGGAAUGCGAUUUUGAUAAAGAACAUGGAAAGGUUUAUAUAAAAUCGUACUUUAUAAUGAACGGCGUGUGUGUGCGUUUUCGUGGUUGGCUAGAUUUGGAACGUUUGGAUGGAUCGGGCUGUCUGGAGUUCGAUGAACGACGUGCAAUGCACGAAGAUCAAAUAUUGCGCGAACAAAUCGAACGAUAUAAUUUGAGGCUUCGCGAAUUCGAGGAUUCCAAACGAGCAUAUCGUGAUAGCCGACCAGAAGUUGAUAUGGAAGCUGUACGCCGCGGUGUACCCUCAGGUGGUAUUGGAGUUGGUGCCAGUAUGUGGAGACGUUAACUUCGGGGAGAAAGAAAAGCGGGGUAAACUUUAGAAUAGAAUUACUCUGAUACGGGGUAAAGGCUGAUAUAGAAGGGUCUUUCUGUUUAAUUUUUUAAUUCUUUCGCAAAAUAAAAGAAAAAAGUGCAUUGUGUAAGUGUAAAAUUUAUUAUAUACCGAAAAGUUACAUAUUUUAAUUUGUAAAAUCAAGGACCUCCUUUAUCGGCCCCUAGUUGUAUUCACGCCGAAUUUUUAUUCUACAUAUGCUAAUUAGUUUAUUAUUUUAAUUGUAAGCAUAAAUAAUGGCGGUUUUCUCAAAAUUAAGUAUUAUUUUGUGCAAAAUAUGUAUUACGUCCAAUACUAAUAAUUGUAUUAAUUUUAUAUCCAUUAAAUUUCCACCUGGUAAAAAGGUAUUACUAUA